GGGCGCUGAGAAUGCGAGUCGAGUCGACACAAUCGCAUGUGCUCGCGGGCCACAGCGACUGACGUCAUGGCCGAUCGGACCAGAGACAUAUUACCAUGGGCCAUUGACAGCAAGCGAACGUGUCCCGCCAUCGACAUAUCGUCCGAGCCUGGCUGGGCUCGUACAUAUGCCAAGGCUGGCGGAUGGCGGAUGGAUGAAUGAGACGGCUGACAAAAUCGGAUCCAUGCCGCCGUGGGGCAGAUGUAUUUGAACCCUCCUCUCGUCAGGAGCAGGGCUGGUCACUUGCUCAACCUGUCCCUUCGAUUCGGUGUCCCAAACCCCAUCUGUUCCAGCGCAACUUGAGCGUGCCUCCACCAACAGGCCCCGACCGACUCUGUCUCUCGUUGCAUAUCGCUCUCUGCAUUAGCCGCAGUAAUGAAGCUGCUUCCUGCCGUUUUGUCAGUGCUCCUUUUUACCGAGGUCGGAAUGGGGUUCCCGCUCUUUGCUGCCCCCGGUGUCUCGAAGGGAGUCUUCAAGCGCGCAACUCGAUAUCCUGUGGACCAUCGCAUCGGAAACAACUCGGAGCUCAUCGAAAACCUCUCGAGACAAAUCCACACCGACUAUGUGAACAUGAUUUCGGGUGAUUUGUUCCAGACGAUUCUGAAGGAUGUGGAAGACUACUGCCAGGCACACGAAAUCCCUCUUUCAGACCUGGUGGGCAACAGGACCCUCACACACAGCAUUGUUGAUGGUAUUCUGUCAUCGCAAGAGGUGUUGCAAGGAACCGUUGUCCAUCAGACCAUGAGCAGCGUCGCCAAGACUGUGAGUCUGCCCAAAGCCUUUGACUCGCGCAAGCUCAACUGGGUGACCCCGGUCCGGGACCAAGGCAGCUGCUCGAGCUGUGUGGCCUUUGCCACGGCAGCCAACAUCGAGAGUUCGCUCCUGGCCAGCAGCAAGGCCAGUUCGGUGGCCCCGGUGAUUGUGUCUCCUUCGGACAUCUUCUUUUGCCUCGGCUCUGGUGACGCAAACUGCAACGACGGAUGGGACAUUUCGGUGGCAGCCGCGGAUGUCAGCAGCGCCGGAUAUGUCCAAGAGAAGUGCUUCCCAUACCACGACACCCAGCAGCCGUGCCCUGCGAAGGAGGGAUGCCAUCGCCGCACCAACAUCAAGAGCACGAGUCUCUUUGACAUCAACGACAUCAAGCACUUUAUCCUCAAGCAUGGCGCGGUGGUGACAGCGAUUGUCGUAUACGAGGACUUUUAUGAUUGCUGCCAGAACGACCAGGUGUACCGCUACCGAAGGGGGGCACUCCAAGGUGGCCACGCGAUUGCUUGCAUCGGCUGGGACGACAGCAGGAACGCCUGGCUCUGCAAGAAUUCGUGGUCCACGACCUGGGGAACGAAUGGGUUCUUCUGGAUUGCGUACGGAGAGUGCGGAAUCAUGGGCGAGGUGAUGGGGUACUCGACCAAGUGAAGGGCGUGUGGGAACAAUCUCUGGCUGACGAAGGCCAUGAGCUGCAAAGACCCACUGUUCGCACAAGCAGACUGCCUGGGCAGCUCGCUCGCUCACAACUGGGCACCAGUGCCGAUCAAUAGCAUCCUGGGCGAGUCCCUCAAUCGUGCUCGCUUGUCCGUUUGCUCGUUGGCUCGUUU
Polychytrium aggregatum is the source of this 1631-nucleotide messenger RNA. RefSeq lists its product as uncharacterized. Gene Ontology annotation, molecular function: cysteine-type endopeptidase activity. The transcript has 5 exons. The record is from RefSeq and is a predicted model, not a curated record. Lineage: Eukaryota; Fungi; Chytridiomycota; Chytridiomycetes; Polychytriales. Bases 415 to 1452 code for a protein of 345 amino acids. Gene Ontology annotation, cellular component: lysosome.